Molecule: messenger RNA, 3277 nt
Organism: Capsicum annuum
Lineage: Eukaryota; Viridiplantae; Streptophyta; Magnoliopsida; Solanales; Solanaceae
Exons: 3
Coding region: 327-3143 (938 amino acids)
Biological process (GO): DNA replication; mitotic G2 DNA damage checkpoint signaling; mitotic DNA replication checkpoint signaling
Cellular component (GO): nucleus
Molecular function (GO): chromatin binding
Source: RefSeq, a predicted model, not a curated record
UGGCGUGGCCGUCACAUCACAUGCGUAUCAGAACCCAUCACGUGCUUCCUUUUCCCUUUCAUUUGAAAAACAAAAAACAUUUCCCGCUGCUUCCUUUUCCCGCCACAACAUUCUCCCCCUCCCCCCCCGGCCGAAACCAAAUUCCUAAACACCACUCCAACACCUACCGCGCACAUUAGACAACUACUGUCUCUACAAUCAAAAAUCCACCGCCGGUGAAAGUCAGAACAACUUUCCGACACAUAUAAAUUCGCCGGAGAAUUACAACGACUCUUCGCAAGUCUCACACACGGCGCAGGUUAGCACUCCUCCGCAUCGAAACAGCUAUGGCGGAACCUAUAGACUAUUCUAGAACCCGAAGAAUUGUGCUCCUCACAGAUCUACAUCCACUACUCAAUCUUCAAAACUCUACUUACUACCUCAACUCCAUUCUCGCUACCUCAACGCGCUUCCUCAAUUUCCCAUCUUUGUGCAAUUCACUUUUCUCUUUCAAUUUUUUCUUCUCUUCGCUUUCCCCUCUCCGUUCCUCGUCCUCCAUAAACCGCCUCUUCCCUAACCUCUCCCAUGCUUUUAACCGCCCAUCUCAAGCCCUAGAAUUGGUUAGCGAAGUCCUGAGAUCGUUACAUCUGCCAAUUGAUUUGGAGGUGGAUUGUUCUAGGGCUUGUCAUACUGCUAGUUCUCUGCUUCAGCUAGUAGAUGACUGUGCUUGGGAGUUUGAAAUAGAGAGUCCUCCAGGUAAGGUAAAAGGCGAGUUUCCAAAGGUAUCUCGGAAUUUGGUUGUUUUGAUUUCAAGUAUUUCUAGAUCGUUGAGUGAUCUAGCUGAGUAUAUAAAUGUGGAUGUGAAUUCUGAAAUAUUUAAGGAUUUUGAAGGUUUUAUGGUCAAAUUUAGUGAGUUUUUUGGUCCUGUGAGGAGGACUUUUGAUAAUAGAGGUAUUCAUUUUAGUUGGAUCGACGUGAAAGGUGAAAGAAAGGAGGGGGAAAAGGUUGAAUUUUUUGAUGAAGGUGAGUGGUUGUACAUGUUGGAGAAUGGAAUUAGGGAUUUUGGUUGGGGGAUUAGUUCAACUGAUUCGAUUGUUUUGGGUUCUGCUUUGGUUCCGUUUGGCUUGAUAUAUCCUGAAAUUGGUGUGUUGUUUGAUUUUCUGAAAAGUGUUGGUUCAUUUGACAGAAGUUCUGCGCAACUGCAUCUUGAGAUCCGUGAUGUCAAUGGAAAUCCUUUGGAAUAUACGCUUUGUGAUCUUGAAUUGCUCAACCCCGCAGCAUUGCCUAAGCUUAAAUCUCAAGAUAUUCUGAAUACACUCGGACUUGGAGACGAGCGAAAUGAAGGGUGUGAUCAAGAAGAAACAUUUUGGUCUUUUCUUGGUGAAGGCUCGGUAACUAUGCAUCUCAAGGCUGUAAAGAAGUGUGAAGUAGGAGAAAAGAUUGAAGGAUGCUCAUCUAGUUAUGUUCUAGUGCAGGAGUCUGGCAGAUGCAAAACUAAACAUUGUAAUGAUACUUCUGUUGAUGGAGUCCUUGAUGUACUAUCUGGAGUACAGGGUAAGCAUGCCCGAGGAAAUUCUGCAGUCUUGUGGAAAAUUCUUCUCAGUUUCUUAUAUAAAGAAAGCUAUUGGGCUUCAGUUACUGUAUCAAAUAGCAAUGGAAAUACAAUCACGGGUGUUCUCAGGCCUUUGACAGCGCAAUUGGCGCUUCUUUCAAGAAUAGAAGGUGGGCAUAAUUACGGAUCAACUUUAAAGAAGAUGAAUAACGUGAUCUGUGGCAGCUCUAAAAAAAUCAAUGACUCACUAGGGAAUAGGAAAAGAAAAAAGAAGUGUUUAAUUGGGAAUACGACUUGGAGUUCUUUUCUCAAGGCAGCAUUUGAGUGUAAUGAUUUUGAGUUGGUAGAUGUUUGUUUUGCCAAAAGAAUUGAGAAAUCAAAGAAGCUGAAGUUCUUGAAGUGCUGGAUGGAACAAAUCAAGAAGUCCAGCACCUGCUUGCUAACAGCUCCAGAUUCAUAUAAAAGACAACCGCAACAGCCAUUCUCCACACAGUUUCCCUCCGAUUCAGCCCUCAUGCUGGAGGGAGAUGCACACGUGUUAUACUCAGAAACUACAGAAGACUUUUUCAAUAAUCUACCAAAGAAAAUCCAGCAUGGUCUACAAUCUGGAAGAGACUUGCACACGUUAGCAGAACGACUAGUGAAGUCAUCAAUACAUGCAUUGUCCAAAAAGUUUGAGAUAGAUUACAAUAUAGGAGGUGAAUCUCAAAUUCCAAAAACAAAUGAUUCAUGUUGCAAGACUAUCCUUCCUGAACUUAUGAAGAGCCUGCUAAGAAAGCCCAAAGAAAUGAAAGAGAGGCUGAAGCACUAUGAUCCCCACUCUGAAAUAUCCGAUUUCAGUUCAACCUCAGAAAAUGUUGUCCCAGAAUUUGAAUUGCAGAUAUUGCUUCGGAUGGAAAUCCUUGGAUCAGCCUUUUCUGAGAGUAUUAAGGAAUCCUCCAAGCAGAAGCUGGUUAAAGAGAUCUGCUCCUUUCUAGAGAUCAUUCAAUAUCUUGUUGAAGGAGGGAUUCAUGGUGACCUUAGCCUAUAUGCUUACGUUGAACGCACUAUUCGAUUAAGGUAUCAGAACAUUAUCGAAGAUGUUGUCAAUAGAAUUUACGCAGAAAUGGAUUUACUUCCAUUUGGUGAUGAAGAUGAAAAGCAGGCUCUUCUGUUCAAUAGUGAGGACAGUAAUCAGUCCUGGAGGGAGAAACAAGAGAGGGAUGAAACGGCUGAAGCCAACAAUAUGCGACUGUCAGUCUCAGCAGAGGAUAAGUUUUUCCAACCACCAGAAAACAUUGAUGGGAGCUCCCAAGCUAUCAGCGUAGAGGAUCAUGCCCGCAAGUUAAGUGAAGCUCGUGAUCGGAGAGAGAAGGCCCGACAAAAAAGAUCUUUCACAAGGAUGCUAGAUCUGCAAAGAGUUUGGGCCCCAAAGCAGCUUAAGGCUCUAAAAAUAAAGUGUGAAGAUCAGAAGGAACUGAAAAGAAAAGAGAGGAAAAAAACUAGCCAUAGUGUAGUAUGUGAAACACCAAUGAAUGGAAAGAAUUGGUCAUCCUCUCAGAAUGAUGAUAGUGAUGAUGCAAAGCCAAAACAGAGUUCUUCUGUUUCCAAGGCUCUCUUUCAGGAUUGGUGAGGACAAGUUGUACCAGUAUUGUAGCUUAAUCAGAGUAAAAAGCAAAGCAUGCUAUUUUACUUGAAUUAUUUUUUAGAUAUAGAAAAUGUUUUCCACACUGACAGGUAAAUGAUAAUAACAGAAAUUGGUUGUCA